This is a messenger RNA of Cannabis sativa, 1865 nucleotides long. RefSeq lists its product as uncharacterized. The transcript has 8 exons. The coding region runs from base 726 to 1547 and encodes 273 amino acids. The record is from RefSeq and is a predicted model, not a curated record. Lineage: Eukaryota; Viridiplantae; Streptophyta; Magnoliopsida; Rosales; Cannabaceae. Gene Ontology annotation, molecular function: ubiquitin-protein transferase activity; zinc ion binding. Gene Ontology annotation, biological process: protein ubiquitination. Gene Ontology annotation, cellular component: membrane.
AAAAAUAUUUAUUUAUGAACAUCUUGAAAUAUAGACAGAGAGAGAUAUACAUUCAAAUCAAUCUCAAUUCUUUUUUUGUUUUGUGUAUGUCAUAUGUUAAUCAUAGCUUGUGUUGAGAGCUAAUACAAUAUUAUUAAUAGCUUGUGAAUUGAGUUCCCAUAAACAAGAGGACACUCAAUCUCUUUGCUUUUCUCCACAACAGAGGGAUUUCCCUUAAAUACAAGACUUUUCUUGGCUUCAAGAAUAUACUAACCCCUUUCUGUAAGUCUCCUCUUCUUUCUUUAUAUAUAUUUUCCCUCUUUUAAAUGACCUUUUUCUUAUCUGGGUUCUGUUUUCUUUUGUUCCUUUUUUUAUCUGGGUACUUUUCUUUUGCUGGUUCUUGAUCCUUUUUAUUCUUUUUCGUAUGCCAAAAUCAAAUUGUCACGUUUGAGAUAUUUUCUUUAUUGGGUUUCCUUCAAAAUUUUAUCUUUGGUAUUUCCACUUUCAAUCAUAAACCUUUUUGUUGUUUCAUAAAGGAGAAAAUCUUCUUUCCUCUCCAAAAUAGAAAAUUAAAUCUCCUUUAAUACUAUUUCAUCCUUUUUAUUAGUACCCUUUAUUUAUUUUAAUUGGUUGACAUAUGACAUGUACUUCAUUAUCAUUAAUACUUUCAUGCACUUAAAAUUAUCAUUAGGUUUUGACAGCUGAAUUAGAGAAAGGGAGUUUUGAGUUUAUAUUGGUGUGAAGAUAUGGGAGAUCAUUUUGUAUUGUUGGUGGAUCGAUUACUCACUGAAUCAACAUUAGAAGCUGCAAUUGAGAGCAGAAACCGAUCAAUCCAAGCAGCCAAGUCUGCGGCAACCGAUGAUUCCUCUAAGAAAGUGGACUUUGGAGACAUAUCAUCUCCAAGAAAAUUAGUAGAAUGCAAAAUAUGCCAUGAUGAAGAUAGAGAUUCAAACAUGGAGACACCCUGCUCUUGUUCUGGCAGCUUGAAGUACGCUCAUAGGAGUUGUGUACAGAGAUGGUGCAAUGAAAAGGGUGACACAAUCUGCGAGAUAUGCCAUCAGCCUUUCAAGCCUGGUUACACAGUUCCUCCACCUUUGUUUCGAUUUGGUCGUAUUCCAAUGCAUUUCAGGGGAAACUGGGAGAUUGCAAGAAGGGACAUAAAUAGUCCAAGGAUCAUAGCAAUGGUUUCUUCUUCUGAAAGAAACUUUCUUGACCAUGAGCUUGAUGAUGAUUCUGCUUCCAGUACAAGAAGUCUCACAUACUGCCGUGCAAUGGCUGUCAUUUUCAUGAUACUUUUGAUUCUAAGGCAUACUCUUCCUUUAAUAAUCAAAGGAAAAAAUGACUACUCAUUCCCAUUAAUUAUGUUGUUAUUUCUAAGAACUAUUGGGAUUGUGCUGCCAAUUUAUGUCAUGGUGAGGGCUGUGAGUGCCAUCCAUAACCGCCGACGUCGCAGCCAACAGGUCCAUCCCAUUGCUUCACCAGAUACAUCGUCUGAUGGAGAAAAUGAAGAUUUAGAAAUGCAGCCUCCGCCCCAUCCCCCCUUUAUCAUUCAAGCCAACUCACUUUAGUAAAGACCAAAGAGAACUAAAACCAAAACAAAGAAUUUCAAAAGAGCUGCUAAUACAAAGAUGUGUUUCAUACAUGUAAAAGAUGGAGACCACUUUCUUAUUUGACUCAGUCACAUUUGUACAGUUAAGAAAGAAUCACAGUACUGUAGUAGUAGUACAUACAAAGAUACUACCAUUCCAUUCAGGGCAAGAUCAGUGAUGGAUAUGUAUAAAUUAACUCUUUUCUUAGGUAAAUAACUUAAUUUGUAACUAUGCCCACAAGUUCUUCUGUUUAUACUUCAUAUAGAUCUCCAGCGCAAUUAAAAUCUUAAUUUUAAA